UUCGCGUGCUCUUGUUUUUGAAAACGUUUCAAAGCCAAGGCAUAGCCAGCGAAGCGAGGCCUAUCAGAAUCAACCCACCGCCAACAAAGGGAGAAGAACAAACAAACAACCAAGAAAUCAAAACCAUAAACAAAGAGAACAAGAGAGAGAUUUGAUUCUCUUUCUCUCUCGCCGUAGUCGUUUAGGCGGAGCCUCUGUUUCUUUUUUCUGGUUAGCAUUUGGAGGAGAAAAUGGCGGAUUCGUACGUGUGGGGAUGGAUCUUGGGCUCCGUGAUGACGCUGGUUGCGUUGUGCGGUGUCGUUUUAAAGAGACGGAAAGGGAGCGGAAUCUCCGCCACGAGGACUGAGUCCGUGAAGUGCGUCUCCUCGAUCAACGGAAAAUGCAGAUCCGCUGACGGUAGCGACGCUGAUGUCAUCAUCGUUGGAGCUGGCGUUGCUGGCUCCGCCCUCGCUCACACUCUCGGCAAGGAUGGACGUCGAGUGCAUGUGAUUGAAAGAGACUUGACAGAGCCUGACCGUAUUGUUGGAGAAUUGCUACAACCAGGGGGCUAUCUAAAGUUAAUUGAGUUGGGACUUGAAGAUUGUGUGGAGGAAAUUGAUGCUCAGCAGGUAUUUGGUUAUGCUCUUUUCAAAGAUGGGAAGCAUACCCGACUUUCUUAUCCCUUAGAAAAGUUCCACUCAGAUGUAUCUGGUAGGAGCUUUCAUAAUGGACGUUUCAUACAGAGGAUGAGGGAGAAAUCAGCUUCUCUUCCCAAUGUACGUUUGGAGCAAGGGACAGUUACUUCUCUACUUGAAGAAAAGGGAACAAUUAGAGGAGUCCAGUACAAAACUAAAGAUGGCAGGGAAUUGACAGCAUUUGCACCCCUGACCAUUGUCUGUGACGGUUGUUUUUCAAACUUGCGUCGCUCCCUUUGCAACCCUAAGGUAGAUGUACCCUCUUGUUUUGUGGGAUUGGUCCUGGAGAAUUGCAAUCUUCCAUACUCAAAUCAUGGGCAUGUUAUACUAGCAGAUCCUUCCCCCAUUUUGUUCUAUCCUAUCAGCAGCACAGAGGUUCGCUGUCUGGUUGAUGUACCUGGUCAGAAGGUUCCUUCUAUUGCAAAUGGGGAGAUGGCAAAUUAUCUGAAGACCAUUGUGGCUCCUCAGGUUCCUCCAGAAAUCUACAAUUCAUUUGUAGCAGCUGUUGAUAAGGGAAAUAUUAGGACAAUGCCAAACAGGAGCAUGCCAGCUGCUCCUUAUCCCACUCCUGGAGCCCUAUUAAUGGGAGAUGCAUUCAACAUGCGCCAUCCAUUAACUGGUGGAGGAAUGACUGUGGCAUUAUCAGAUAUUGUUGUCCUCCGCGAUCUACUAAGGCCUCUGCGUGACCUCAAUGAUGCACCUACCCUCUGCAAAUAUCUUGAAUCAUUUUACACCUUGCGUAAGCCUAUAGCAUCUACUAUCAAUACCUUGGCAGGUGCCUUGUAUAAGGUGUUCUGUGCUUCACCUGAUCAAGCAAGGAAAGAAAUGCGUCAGGCUUGCUUCGAUUAUCUAAGCCUUGGUGGUGUAUUCUCAACAGGACCUAUCUCUUUGCUCUCUGGUUUGAACCCUCGCCCUGUGAGCUUGGUUCUGCAUUUCUUUGCUGUGGCAAUAUAUGGUGUUGGUCGUUUACUAUUGCCGUUCCCUUCACCUAAGCGAAUCUGGAUUGGAGCUAGGCUGAUCUCGGGAGCGUCAGGAAUCAUCUUCCCAAUUAUCAAGGCAGAAGGAGUUAGGCAAAUGUUUUUCCCUGCAACUGUUCCUGCAUAUUACAGAGCUCCUCCUGUUGAGUGAGAUCCAGAUAUGGAGAACGGAAAUGCUACGACAAACUAGUUUGUAAUCUCAUUUGUCUUCCCCCUUUUCAAAGUAAUGGGGAAGAGCAAAUGCUCAACUAAGGACCUCAUUCUUUAGGCUGUCCAUAAGGUUUUUCCCCCUUAUUUCCUCAAAAAAAAAGAAAAAAGAAAAAAGAAAAUCCGAGAUUAAAGUAUAUAAUCUUUCCAAAAUGGUGGAAUGAAAUCUUGGAAGAGGAAAUCUACUGCUGUUUUGACUAUGAUUUGUUAAUUUAAUUUCUAUUAAUAUUAAGGACUUGUUCACAGUGCUUACGAUUUA
This is a messenger RNA of Theobroma cacao (cacao), 2117 nucleotides long. Its product is annotated as squalene monooxygenase SE1-like. Gene Ontology annotation, cellular component: endoplasmic reticulum; membrane. Gene Ontology annotation, biological process: sterol biosynthetic process. The record is from RefSeq and is a predicted model, not a curated record. Gene Ontology annotation, molecular function: flavin adenine dinucleotide binding; squalene monooxygenase activity. Lineage: Eukaryota; Viridiplantae; Streptophyta; Magnoliopsida; Malvales; Malvaceae.